Molecule: messenger RNA, 1042 nt
Organism: Vespa velutina
Lineage: Eukaryota; Metazoa; Arthropoda; Insecta; Hymenoptera; Vespidae
Exons: 5
Coding region: 205-711 (168 amino acids)
Cellular component (GO): BLOC-1 complex
Source: RefSeq, a predicted model, not a curated record
AGUAGAGUUUUUUAAAUUAAGUUAUUUAUAUACCAUCGCAAUGGGCUUAUAGUGGGGAGAAUGUUCCCCUUUUAUAUGUCUAAUGCAUAUUUUAUCUAUAUCUAUCACGAAAUCACAUACGCUACGUGCGGAAGGUUGUGGUCAGCUCUUUUUUAUUAAAUGUCAUAAAAUUUGGUUAACUUCUUUUAACGAUUUUAUAGAAAAAUGGACUUGAAAGCUGUAGUUAUCUCAGGAGAGGCACCGGAAUCAGAUGAUGAUACUGCUAGUAUCACUAUGGGCAUAGGAUUUCCCUCUGUACGUACACCAAAUUAUUGUGGCACGAUUAUUACUGGCGAAGCUCCUGAAUCUGAUGAAGAUGGUACAAGUCUGAGCAGUAUCAGUGGAGCAGUUGAUGCUAUGACUUGCCCACCUUAUGCAGAAGUAAAAACAUUAAAAUCCAAAAAAAGCAGCAUUAAAUAUAAUAGUUUGCUUCAUAAAAAACUACGUGAAUGUAAUGAAACAUUGGAUAAAGAUAUAAUUCAGAUGACAGAAGGAACAGUUGUUAAUGAUGUUCAAGAAUUAUCAGCUGUCAACAGACAAUUAUUAAGAAGCGAACUUGUCUUACAAGAGGCGGUUUGUCAAUUGCGUAAUGCAUCUAAUAAAUCUAAAAAUGCAUCUAACGCUCUGUAUGAACUUAUAAAUACGCGUUUUUUACAUUCUAUUAAAACAUAAGUUGUUUGUUCAUUUGUUAAUAUAUCCUUGUUAAUAAAAUAUAUUUAUAAUAAUACUAUAGACUGAAGAUAAUAAAGUUAUUCAGAAUUGCAUUGAAUGCAAAUAUUAAAAACAAUCAUUAAAUACAAUAUAUUGAGCACUAAUGUGUGUCACUUGUAAUUGGCAGUCUAUUCAAUAUAUUAAUUAUAUACUAUCAUACCUAAAAAAUUCAAGUAUGAAUAAUAUUCCUUUUAAUUUAUUAGAAAUUAAAAUAAUUCUAAUACACAACAAAUGCAGUUUGCUUUAGUGAUGUAUCUAUAUAUUACCAAGUAAUAAAUAUCCUUAUACUGAU